AUGAGUCUUUUUAAGUUGGUGCUCAAUGCACCGGGACAAAAACUUAAUACUGAUAAACGUGUACAAAUAUAUCAAACAAAACCUAUUAUUAAAGUUGAAGAUGAUGAACAACAAGAAGAAACUGAAGAAGAUGAACACGACGAUGAAGUCGAUGAUACUUCUAACGAUGAUUCAAUCGAUGCAAUAGAACCGAACUUUGUUCCGCGUAGAUCAAAUAGUGUACGAAUGAUAUCAAUGAAUUUAAAAAGUCAUUUAUUAAUCGGAUUUAUAUUAUGUUUUUAUUCAUUCGAACUUUGUUGCUUAUAA
Molecule: messenger RNA, 306 nt
Organism: Rotaria socialis
Lineage: Eukaryota; Metazoa; Rotifera; Eurotatoria; Philodinida; Philodinidae
Source: the annotation of a GenBank genome assembly